Messenger RNA from Oldenlandia corymbosa var. corymbosa, 816 nucleotides. The record is from the annotation of a GenBank genome assembly. Lineage: Eukaryota; Viridiplantae; Streptophyta; Magnoliopsida; Gentianales; Rubiaceae.
AUGGAAUUGCUCAAAAGUGCUCUUUUCUCGGUAACAUUAGGCUCAAAUGACUUCAUCAACAACUAUCUACUACCUUUCGUCGCCAAACCCUCAAAACCCGAACAAAUUUUGGUCCCUCCGGAGAAGUUCGUCAAAGCUAUGAUUUCAAGAUACAAAAUUCAACUCACGAGAUUAUACAAAAUGGGUGCUAGAAAGAUUAUUAUAGUAAAUGUGGGACCAAUCGGAUGUAUUCCAUAUCUAAAGGAACUCAUACAAUCGGGUGCUGAUGGUUGUGCCGCUUACCCAAAUCAACUUGCACAGUUGUUCAAUGACAAGUUAAGGAUUCUUGUUCCAGAGCUUAGAUCCAGCUUGAAUGGAUCAGAAUUUGUUUAUGCAGAUGUUUAUCGUACUGUAUACGACCUUGUUCAAAACUACACUUCUUACGGAUUUCAGAAUUCGAGCUUUGCUUGCUGCUAUGUUUCUGGGAAUUUCGGGGGUUUAUUUCCAUGCAAUCCGACUUCCAAAGUAUGCACAGACAGAUCAAAGUUUGUGUUUUGGGAUCCAUACCAUCCAACUGAAGCUGCUAAUCUCAUCAUUGCCAAACGUAUGCUUGAUGGUGGCCCCAAUGACAUUUGGCCCAAAAACAUUAGACAAUUAAUUUCCAAAUCUUCGUCUUAGAUUAAAUAAUUAUGUAGAAUUUUGGGUACAAGACAAAAAAACAUAGUUAAAGCCUACCCAAUUCAAUCAUGGAAUUGUUGACAUGAGGAGCAUUGUUGAAAAUUUGAAAUAUUGAAGCGGAAUAUUAUAUGUAGUUGUUCAAGUCAAUGAAUACCGAGU